Molecule: messenger RNA, 2057 nt
Organism: Esox lucius (northern pike)
Lineage: Eukaryota; Metazoa; Chordata; Actinopteri; Esociformes; Esocidae
Product: cytochrome P450 2J2
Exons: 10
Coding region: 280-1782 (500 amino acids)
Biological process (GO): xenobiotic metabolic process
Cellular component (GO): intracellular membrane-bounded organelle; cytoplasm
Molecular function (GO): iron ion binding; oxidoreductase activity, acting on paired donors, with incorporation or reduction of molecular oxygen, reduced flavin or flavoprotein as one donor, and incorporation of one atom of oxygen; heme binding
Source: RefSeq, a predicted model, not a curated record
UGCAGAAUAGAAACCACAAGGGGGCGUCCCUGAUCAGACUAGAUUUCACCUGUUCAGGUUUUUACCUGUGCAUGGUUAUGGUAGACAUUUUAGCAGAUAUUUUUGGUCUCUGUAUUUCAAAAUACUCGCCUGAUGCGCACAGUCGUCGUUUCGCAUGUAAUACAGGUUAAACGAACACAAACGACCUAGUUCUCCAACCCACGGAGGUUUUAUACCAGAAAUACAAACAGCAGAACCGUGUGGACAGUUAGUACAACAUUAGCUGACAACAGGGCAGACAUGGAUGUUUUGGCCUGGGAGUGGAGCUGGAGUGCCGUCGGCCCAACAAUGCUGUUUGGCCUGCUCUUCCUGGUCUUUUAUGAGGUGUACAGGUUCCUUCUCCAUGGAAACAGGUUCCCCCCCGGCCCUAGACCAUGGCCUCUUUUGGGGAACAUUCCUCAGCUACUGAUGAAACCUGCACAAACGUUCGCCGAAAUUGCGACUUAUGGGGAGAUUGCUUCCCUUUACCUGGGCAGGAAGCCAUCUAUUGUGCUGAACACACUCCAGGUCUCUAAGAUGGCUCUAGUUGAGAAUGGAGCCGUGUUCUCAGGGAGGCCAUCUUUGCCUGUCCUGGACUGGAUCAUCAAUGGAAGAGGAAUUGUGAUGUCUAAUGGCGACAGUUGGAGGCAGCAGAGAAAAUUUGCUUCUCUCACCCUGAAGGCCUUUGGCCUGGGCAAGAAAUCCCUGGAAGAGCGAGUCACAGAGGAAGCAUACUAUCUUAUAGAUGAGCUGGAGAAGGAGGGAGAGAAUCCAUUUGACCCCCAACAUAUGAUCCAGAACGCAGUGUCCAACAUAAUCUGCUCAGUGGUAUUUGGAGGCCGCUAUGACUAUGAAGACAAGCGUUUCCACAACCUCCUGGACAUCAUCAAUGAAAACAUUUUCCUGACUGGAUCCGCUCUUGGCCAGAUCUUCAAUCUGUUCCCGUUUAUCAAACAUUUCCCGGGGCCGCACCAGAGGAUUCAGCAGAAUGCAUCAGAGCUGACUGGCUUCAUAUCAGAGGAGGCCAGAGAACACAGGAAGACCCUGGACAAGGACAAUCUCAGAGACUUCAUUGAUGCUUACUUAGUUCAAAUGGAGAAACAGGAGUCGAUUCCAAACUCAACGUUCUUCGAAGAGAACAUGGUGUUCUCAGUCGCUGAUCUUUUCCUAGCCGGGACUGACACCACCUCCACCACCAUCAGAUGGGGACUCAUUUACAUGAUGGAGCACCCGCACAUUCAAGAGCAAUGUCAUAAGGAGAUUGAAUAUGUGUUGGGGUUUGACCGCAUUCCCUCCAUGGAUGACAGGGCAGCCCUCCCCUAUGUCUAUGCCACAGUCCAUGAGGUCCAGAGAGUGGGCAACAUUGUUCCAUUAGGGUUGAUCCAUUCCACCACCCAGGCCACCCAGCUUAAGGGAUACUACCUGCAUAAGGGAACUAAUGUCCUUGUCAACCUGACUGCGAUCCUGAAAGAUAAAGACCACUGGAAGUACCCAGAUACCUUCAACCCUGCCAAUUUCCUAGAUGAGAAAGGCCAGUUUUGUAAAAAUGAGUCUUUUCUGGCCUUCUCUUUGGGCCCGCGGGUGUGUCUGGGGGAACAGCUGGCCAGGAUGGAGCUCUUUGUUGUCUUCACUGCCCUGCUGCAGCGCCUGCAUUUCUCCUGGCCCCCCAACACUGCUCCACAUGACACUGAGGGGGUUUUCGGUCUGACCCGCAGCCCCAAACCAUUCAAAAUGCUCUGCCGCCGUCGAGGUGCCAAACACUGACACCGGUACUCAAGUCUUAUACAGUGGGGAGAACAAGUAUUUGAUACACUGACGAUUUUGCAGGUUUUCCUACAUACAAAGCAUGUAGAAGUCUGCAAUUUUUAUCACAAGUACACUUCAGCUGUGAGAGACAGAAUCUAAAACAAAUAUCCAGAAAAUCACAUUGUAUGAUUUUUAAGUAAUGAAUUACUAUUUUACUCCCUAUUUCUUUUUCUCUGCUCUUCCUCUGACAGUUUCUUUCUAGCCAUGCUUGCCUACAAUAAAGAUAAACAAUA